This is a messenger RNA of Colletotrichum fioriniae, 2706 nucleotides long. RefSeq lists its product as uncharacterized. Gene Ontology annotation, molecular function: chitin binding; hydrolase activity, acting on carbon-nitrogen (but not peptide) bonds. Gene Ontology annotation, biological process: carbohydrate metabolic process. Lineage: Eukaryota; Fungi; Ascomycota; Sordariomycetes; Glomerellales; Glomerellaceae. The record is from RefSeq and is a predicted model, not a curated record.
AUGGUGUUGCCUCGUCUUCGCGAUGUGGACGAGCUGAGACAGAGACGGAAUGCUUUCGAGCCCUGGAACCCGCCGACGGUAGCCAACAAGCCACGCGCAGACCGCGUGAAACUCAGCCCUCGCCAGACGUCAUCAAUCCCGUUGGGAGACAACUCGCAGUGUGGAGGAACAUAUGGUAGAUGUGCCGAUGGAUACUGCUGUUCAGCUUCUGGAUGGUGUGGUCAGACUGAGGAUUACUGCGCGUCCCCCGAUUGCCAGAUCAACUAUGGUCCCGCAUGCGAUGGUAAUGAGAAGCCUAACGGCCCGGAUACUUCGGACUAUGCAAGACCAAAGAAUGGCAACAUUCCCUAUGGUGGUGUUGGCAUCUACGCCUGCGUCAACCAGGGUGAUGUCGCCAUCACAUAUGAUGACGGUCCUUACAUCUACACCGCUGCUAUGUUGGAUGCCUUCAAGGCUCACGGUGCCGUCGCUACUUGGUUCAUCACGGGCAACAAUAUCGGCAAGGGCAUGAUCAAUGUCAACUACCGCGAUGUCAUCACACGAAUGAUUGCCGAUGGUCACCAGGUUGCCAGCCACACGUGGUCCCACGAGAACUUGGAUCAGAUGACGCUCGCCCAGCGCAAGAACCAGAUGGUCUACAACGAGAUUGCCUUCAUGGACAUUCUCGGUUUCUUCCCUACCUACAUGCGCCCGCCUUACUCCAUCUGCGGAGCCGAGUGCCAAGGACAGAUGGCCGACCUGGGCUACCACAUCACCUACUUCGAUCUCGACACCCAGGGCUACCUCCACACGCAGGCCGACCAGAUCCAGUUCAGCGUGAACCUUUGGGACCAAGCCAUGCUGGCCCGCACGCCUUGCAACGGCAGCUACCUGCACAUCGAGCACGACAUCCACCAGUACAUCGCCACGACCUUGACGAACCACAUUCUCGACUCCGUCGUAGCCAACGGCUGGAACGCCGUCACCGUCGGUACCUGCCUCGGCGACCCCCCAGAGAACUGGUACCGCGGCGCUGUGCCGGCCUACAACUUCCAGAUCACCCCCGUCAGCUCAAAGGUCUGCUCCAGCACCUCCAGCUCCUCGUCCAGCUCGACCAAGACGUCCUCGUCGUCUACCCUCACCUCGUCCGCGACCUCCACCUCGACCGCCGUUUCCACCAACGGCCAGUGCGGUUCCACCGUCGGCUUCACCUGCCAAGGCUCCGCCUACGGAAACUGCUGCUCCGGCGCCGGAUGGUGCGGUUCCAGCUCCGUCUACUGCGGCACGAGCUGCCAGUCCAAGUACGGCACCUGCGGAAGCUCAGCAUCCAACAUUACUUCUUCUUCGAGCAUUGGCACCUCAUCAGGUAGGACCUCUUCUUCCUCGUCCACCCGCAACAGCACCAGCACCAGCACCAGCAGCUCUUCUCGCACCGGCACGUCGAGCUCCAGCUCCCGCACCGGUACCAGCAGCAGCGGCAGCUCAUCCCGCACCAGCACCUCCUCCCGCACCGGCACUUCCAGCUCCGGGUCGUCCACCCGCAGCGGAUCAUCAUCAUCGUCGUCGUCGUCGUCUAACACUCGCUCGUCCUCAGGCUCCUCCUCAGGUACCGGCACAGCGUCCUCCUCAGGCACCGGCACAGCAUCCGCCUCCAGCUCCGCCGCCUCGUCCACCUCGACGCUCCCCGUUUCCACCGGCGGCGACUGCGGUGCCGCCAGCGGAAAGCAGUGCUUCGGCUCGACUUUCGGCAACUGCUGCUCCGUCUACAACUACUGCGGCAGCACCGCCGCUCACUGCGGAACAGGCUGCCAAUCCGCCUUUGGUACCUGCAACGGCACAUCGUCAGCUUCCGGCAGCUCCUCUGCCAGUGGCGCCAGCUCCUCUGGUGCCGCCAGCAGCUCCGGUUCCGGCUCAGCCUCCGCCAGCGGCACGUCCUCUGCCUCCGCCGUCCUCCCCAGCACCUCCCUCGUCUCCACCGACGGCUCAUGCGGCGCCGCCGCGGGCAAGUCCUGCACGGGAAGCACAUUCGGCACCUGCUGCUCCGUCUACAACUACUGCGGUACCACCGACGCCCACUGCGGCACCGGCUGCCAAGCGGGCUACGGCUCUUGCAACGGCACGACAGCUGCCUCAAGCUCAGGCGCUGCCGCUGCAGGCUCCUCUUCCGCAGCAACCCGCGCCUCCUCCGUCGUCGCAAGCGGCAGCACGACCGCCAACGCCGCCGCCGCGACAAACACAAAGAUCUCGACAAACGGCGAAUGCGCCGGCACAAACGGGUACAACUGCCUUGGCUCCAAUUUUGGCGACUGCUGCUCCCCCUACAACUACUGCGGUAACACCACCGCCCACUGCGACACGGGCUGCCAGUCCGGCUUUGGCAAGUGUUCCGGCACGGGCGUCAACGUCGCCGUCUCGCUCAACGGUAACUGCGGUUCUACGAACGGCGGGUCGACCUGCGCCGGCUCGACGUUUGGUAACUGCUGUUCGGCGUACGGAUACUGCGGUAGCACGUCUGCUUUCUGCGGCACGGGAUGCCAGUCUGGAUAUGGUACCUGUGAUACUUCUUCCGGGUCCGGUACUACCGCCGCAGCAUCUGCAGCCACAUCCGCGGCAGCAUCCACCGUCAAGACGGUCACCACCGCCGGUGCGGCCUGCGGUUCGGCUGCCAACGCAAAGUGCGGCGACGGUUUCUGCUGUACGGCGUUCAAUGUGUACGAUUUGGAGUAG